This is a messenger RNA of Hemicordylus capensis (graceful crag lizard), 11245 nucleotides long. It is a transcript of the gene HPS3, whose product is annotated as HPS3 biogenesis of lysosomal organelles complex 2 subunit 1. Gene Ontology annotation, cellular component: cytoplasm. The record is from RefSeq and is a predicted model, not a curated record. NCBI's taxonomy places the organism in Eukaryota, Metazoa, Chordata, Lepidosauria, Squamata, Cordylidae. Gene Ontology annotation, biological process: organelle organization. The transcript is spliced from 18 exons. Bases 351 to 3566 code for a protein of 1071 amino acids.
GGCCUUCAAGGCCCUGGUUGUUCCAGCUCCUCCGCUUGACAGGGCGGGUCAAUUAGGAAGCCAAUUAGCAAAUAUCGGUGCGCAGGAGACCAAUGACGGAAUUUCUGGGCUUUUGAUAGGGAACGUUGGCUUCCGGUACGGAACAACACUGUUACAAACACAGCCUGGUUUGACCUUAACUUCAGCAGCAGCAACCUCUAGGCAUGUUUACUCAAAAGUAAGAGCCACCGAGUCCAAUGGGCUUACUCUAAAGUAGGCUUGCCGCUUCAAGAAUAAGGAGCGAGACGUGGAGACCGGUAGUUUCCAAGUGCGAGCCUCUCUCUCUCGCGGCAAUCUAAUCAUUGGUAUAAAUGAGCGCGCCGCUGCAUCCUCGUCCACGCGGGGCCAAGAUGCUGUCACUGUGGGAAGCGCUAGCUGCGAUCAAGCGCGCCGAGGCUUCCUUCCAGCAGCUGACCGGCGCUGGGCGGUGCCCUCUGCGGAAGUGGCGGGCCUCGCAGCAGCGGGGGAGCGGCAGGCUCGGCUGGGGGCUGCCGGUGGGCCCAGCAGGGACCAUGGUGCAGCUCUACAACCUGCACCCCUUCGGCUCUCAGCAGGUGGUGCCCACCAAGCAAGAACCGGCGGUCUUCUGCUGCGGCCGGGAUGCCCUGUUGGUGGCUUGUGCGUCCGGCGCCUGCAAGGUGGAAGUGUUUGCUAUGGGCCGCCCGGAGCUCUGCGAGCCGCUUGGUUCUUUUAGUACGCUGGGCCGGGUGCGGCGCAUGACAUACAGCGAGACGGGAGAUUAUGUGGUCACUAUUGAAGAGAAAAACGAGGCCCUCUUCUUGCGAGUGUACGUGAACUGGAGAUGUAUGUCAGCUGGGAACAUGCGUGUUUGUGUUCGGAUGCUGGGCCAUAACUUGGAAGCAGCCUGUACUGAAGCUUCUAGAGACCAGAUGUCAAUUAUAGAAUUGCCUCUUUCAGACCCUCCUUUGUGCUUCUCGUGUUGCCCUUUGAAGGGAGACAUACUUGUUGGCUGCAAUAAUAAGCUGAUCUUGUUCUGCUUGAAGCAUCUGAUUGUGAGCCAGGGCUUGACUGCAUUGGACUUCGAACGCUCCUUAAUCUUACACACAGAAAAUGUCACCCCUGCAGAAGUUGCGUUUUGUGCUGAGUAUGUAGCUGUAACAACAGAAUUAGAAGUCCUAAUCCUCAAGCUGGAAGCAGGAGAGAGUGUGGCUGGCUAUAGUGGACAGCAUGCUCACAGAUCUCUAAUACCAGAAAAAUUAAUUCAUGAAGGUGUAAAGGAGGAAGCAGAUUCAAAUCUGCCGCUUGAGUCAGAUGAUUUUGUUAUCUGUCAGCAGCCUGUGGAGCUCCUUGGAGAAGAAUGUAGGCAGUGUGGAAUAUCAGUUACUCUGGAGUCAACUGGUUUGGUCAGUGCAGAGCCACACUUCCAAAUGCAAUACAUUUUGUACAGGCGUUUUGCUCCAGACUUGUCGUCUUUCAUCUUCUCUGCUGAAGAUGCCAGACUUCAUUCACUUCAGCUGUUGCCUCUGUAUGAAACAGGGAAUUCUGUGACAGCUGAUGGAGGAAAUUCAGCUACACCAAAACUUCUGAGUCUGUUCUGCUUUUUCUCUCUGCCUCAUGUUGGAUAUCUUUAUACUGUUGGUAACUUAUUGGAGCUGAUUUCUACUUAUCAGUAUUCGGAGAAGUCCCAACAGGCGGUUCUCACACCCCAAUUCCUUCAUGUCAUCACAAGCAACAACCUGCAAUGCUUCACAGUGAGAUGCAGUGCGGCGGCAGCGCGUGACGAAGAUCCCUACAUUGAUACAACCCUGAAGGCUUGCCCACCUGUGUCCCUGGGUGUUUGUGCCUUGAGAAUGCAACUCUUUAUAGGGCUGAAAGCUCUUUCUCAUUUCAAGAACCACGUCAUAGUUCUGACAAAGGCAGACACUGAAGAUGUUACAGAGAGAAAAAAGCCUUCAAGGAGACUCCUCUCCCGAAAGACUGAUGUUAAAUCCAUGGACUCUGAACCUGGCUGGAACUUGUACAUUGUGAACACAACUUCAACACUGACUCUUUAUAGAGAAAUGGUGGAAUACAGCAAGACCUAUGAAAAUGUAAGGACGGAGAGUUGCAUCCACCUUCUCAGUGAGGCUCACUUGUUAGUCAGAACAGCUCUAAUGGACCCUGAUCUGAAAGAAUCGGAAGAGAAGGAAGACCUCCUAGCAGCAUUUCGGGAAAGUUGUGCGCUCUUAGGAGACUGUUAUAGCAGGUUUAACACCAAAGACUUCCAUCUUGCAUUGCCUUACUACAAGAUGUCUGGCCUAUCCAUGGCUGAAGUUCUGAAAAGAGUGGACUCGGCACUAGAGGAUAAACCACAGAAGCAUGGAAAGGGGUUCAUAUUUUACUUGCAUCAUUCCCUUUAUGAAGACCUAAAUGAGGAGCUCAGCAAAGAAUUGGCAGCAAAGGUCCUCCAGAUAUUCCACCUUGCCGAGCCAAACCAGAUGCCCCAUGUCAUCUGCAGUCCUUGCACCAAAAACGUGUGUCCCAAAAUGGCAAUGGAGUAUCUGCAGCAGGCAGAAAUGCUUGUGCCCUCUGUCGUGGUGACCCUCGCCAAGGCUUCCAUGGCUCUGAAAAUGGGUGACCAAGAUGGAUGCAAAAAAGAGCUGGACCGCUAUGCAGAGAUGAUGUUGGUGUGUGGUUUUAUUGUGGAGCCAAGACUUCUGAGACAGCAAAUCAAAGGGCAAAUUACCCCAACUGAACUUGCUGUUCACCUCAAGGAGACAAGACCUGGAUUCCUUGUGGCUUCACUACUGGCUUUACAUGAGAACAAUAAAAUCGAGUUGGAAGAAGCAGACUCUUACAUCAAGAUGCUGAGUUGUAACGAUGAAGAUGCUGUCCCCCAGCUCUUGGUGGACUUCUGGGAAGCUCUCCUUGUAGCAUGCUCCAAUGAAGAAGUUGUACAGGAGCUGCAUUUUAAACUUGCAACACAGUAUAUUUGGAGGCUCUCGAAGAAGAAGUUGCCCGACACUAAGCCACUGAAAUCUGCUGAAGAUCUGAUAAAUUCCUGUGGUCAUUACGAACUUAUUUUUCCUUGGGUUACAUUCAUGACGUUAUUAGCACCUCAUUCUGAUCAGGAUUUUUCUGAAGACCUUUUGAAAUUACAGUCCCUCUUAUGUGGUCCAUCCUUCAACAUACCUUCCAUUCUGCCAUUCGUGGAGACUCUUCCAGAAGACACCGUUACUGGUCUGAGCAUCCACGUUCUUUGCAGUACACGGUUAGGGCAGUAUGAGACAACCAUUGACCAACUCUUAGAGAGGUGCCCUGAAGCUAUCAUGCCCUAUGCCCAACAUGAGUUGAAGGAUGACCGUCAGGCUCUCUGGUGGAACAAGCUCCUUCCUGAGCUCUGUAAAAGGACCAGACAUGCUGGAGACAACAGUUCCAUACUCCUAUCCUCUCUGAAAGAAACAUUAUCUGUGAUUGCGAUGGAACUGGAACUGAGGGACUUCCUUAAUGUUUUGCCAGAAGAUGGGAAUGCAGCUUUUUUCUUGCCACACCUGCUUCAGUGCAGCAGGAGGAGGCUGGCAACCUAAGCACAACAGGAAGCUGUGUACGAUCUUCAAUAAAGGAGAAGUGGGGGUGGGAUGUACACUUGAGGAAAUGCAGGUGAACCCCAUUAUCCACAGGGGUUCCAUUCUCUGCUGGAACUGCAGAUAAGGCAUGGUUUCUGGAGACUGGGGAAAACAUGUUAAAAAUGGGGGUGGGAGCAAAGUAAAGUGCCCUACCAUUCUCCGUGGGUCUCCAUAUUCCCAGCAAUGCCCAUCAAAGGUUUUUUGGGACCAAAUGAGCCACAAAGUUGCUAUUUCAUAAAAUAGUGGCUGGAAAUGAUCUCCAAGCUCACUUCCUGCCAUUUCCAAACCACAGAUACAUGGGUUUUAACCCUUGUAUAUGCAGAUAUUGAGGUCGGGUGGCAAUUAGGCCACAGUGGAUAUACGGUACCGCGUACAGUGAGGUCCACCUGUGGACAAAUCUCAAGGUAGCUCUCAAAAAUUCUAGGCGCUUUAGAGUAGGUUUAUGGGAGGAGGAGUUUAUUUAAAGUCUCUUGCCUAGUUCAGGUGUGGUCUGAAGUCAUGUUUUGAUUGUGAUACUACUGUUGUGCUAAAAUGCUGAUGUUGUAAGUCAGAGGGACAGAAACUGGAUAGAGAAAAUUGGAGCAAAUAUAUAUUAAGUUAACAUUCCAAGGGUGCUCUCACAAUAAGGCUGUAAUUCAGGUUUUUUCCUGUAAGCAUCACAGUUGAAUCCGAUGUCUAAUAAACCAACCAUCUACAUAUUUCAUUAGCAUUCACCAUGAAUAUAGCUCUUUCCAAGAGCCACUAAUACGACUGAAGGACAGCUCUUCACACAACUUGAAUUCACUUCAGCAAAAUCUCAGAUGGAGGAGUUGACAGUGGAUUAUAUACAGAACAGUCUGCUCAUGCUUCAAGAGAUGAACUACUUCAGGUUGUUUCACUGAAGUUCAGUUAUGAAAAGCAAAGAGUAUAACUAUCUUUCUCUUAACUCUCCAUUGGACCAUAGACACUCCCAGAGAUUGGCUUGGGUUUUUCUUUAAACGUUUUUUUACAAACACAUCUAAGUAUUCUGUUUUCAGUAUACAUAGAAUAAGGAAAGAUCUUCUAAUGCUUGUUCUUAGGUAAGAUACUUUAGAUGUCUCUGAGCUGUGAAGUUACUGGAGUUUCUUUAAUGAGAAGUACGACUAAGUCCUAUUGGAAUUAAUCACAGUCAUGACUAACAGGUCCCAUUUAAUUUUAAUGGCAGUUAUGCUUAAGUAGUCUGGAUUCUGUUCAUCCUAUUUUCAUUUUUUAAAAAUCACUUGGAAAUUGAUAUUGAAUAGCUGAUUUUGUCACAGAUUUGUUUUCUAAAGCUGUUUAGAGACAAAGUAUAGUUAAUGUAGAGUCGCCUUCUGUUGCUCUUGGACAAUAUUUGUAGAGUCUGAAAAUGAGAGAGAGAGAGAAAGUCAAUACCAAACAGCAUUUGAUUGCCUUGGUGCACAUUUCAGAGUGUGUGUAUCACAAUUGUAAAAAGUUAACUGCUUAUUCACCCUACUGUGGCUGUUGCUAAGCAAGCCAAUUGGUUUAAGUGCUACUGGGGAGACAAUGCAUCUUGUCUACUGUCCCAAAUUCUAGAAGACUUAAAAGCCUGACUCCAGGGUCAGGCUAAAAGGGUCACCAUUACAGUAGUGCUUUCUAGCUGUUCCUGGACUAAGAUUCCCAUCAUCCUUGCCUAUAAUUGCAGCUGGGGAUGAUGGAAGUUUAAAUCCAACAUCAGCUGGAGAGCCUCCGGGUGGCCACCCCUGCACACGUAUACCAAGCUGUUAAACACCGGAAUAAGAAAUGUGGAAGUGUCAACUGCACUGUAGCCACUUGUAAGCCCUACAAUGACUUGUGGGCUAUAGCUGCACUUGCCUCAUUCCUGAGCCUUGUCCUUGUGCAACAGUUGGACCUCUGCCUAGGUGGCCACCAGCCAUAUUACAGGAGGACACUACAGAGCAGGCCUGUUCACUCUAUACUUUCCUUUUCAGAAGAUGAAUUAGGACAUAAGAAUCGCCCUGCUGGAUCAGGCCCAAGGCCCAUCUAGUGGCCCACCAGAUGCCGCUGGAAACCACAGGCAGGAGUUGAGGGCAUGCCUUCUCUCCUGCUGUUAGUCCCCUGCAACUGGUACUCAGAGACAUCCUACUCUUGAGGCUGCAGGUGGCCUAUAGCCCUCCAACUAGUAGCCAUUGAUAGACUUCUCCUCCAUAAAGUUAUCCAAACCCCUCUUAAAGCCAUCCAGGUUGUUAGCCGUCACCACGUCUUGUGGCAGAGAUUUCCACAAGUUGAUUAUGUGUUGUGUGAAAAAGUACCUCUGUUUUUUGGUCCUAAAUUUCCUGGCAAUUUCAUGGGAUGACCCCUGGUUCUAGUGUCAAUCUAGUGACAAUCUGCUCCCUGUCUUCCAGCUCUAUGCAAAAUCUGUACUCACUUAAAAAUAUAUAUAUACUAGCUCUCCUACUGUGCAGAGCUCCAUGCACAUUGUAAUAGAAUGGGCAUGUAGUUGCUCAACAGCGCUCUGUGCAAAUGAAGAGUGUUAUGGCACAGCUGUGUGUAUGUGUGUUCCAUUACACCGUGUAUGGAAACUUGUGUAGUAUGCCACUGUGACUGAUAGUCUACAAUGCAGAAUGGACUUAACAAAUACAGCAUGCUCCUGAAGCUAGGCUGCUAGAAGUUAUCCUAUGCACCUGUUGGGCUGCCACCUCCUGCAGAGCCUAAAUAAGCUGCCUUUUUGCAAAGAGUCUUUUUAACACAUGUACCCUAGCCUGACGGGGAAUUGUACAGACAAACGUGCUGUUUGCACAAGCCCCAAACCCACAGGUAGCACAGUUAAGUCUGAAAUUGCAUCAAGCAGGUCUGAGUGUGCACAACCUCUGCCUGUUCAAUAUGUAAUUGGUUGGAUUUCAUGGUUUUGGAGAAUGCAGCAACUUAUCCCCAAAUGGAUCUAGUUUUUGCUUUGAUCUGAGAUAGUCAAAAUUCCAUCAUGAAGUUAUACAAAACAAAAUAGAUGUGACAGAAAUCAGACUUUUAACUUAGCACUCCUACAAGACUAAAUCUUGUACCUGCCUUUCCACAUGAACAUAAACCCUCAUUAUAUUUAUUUAGUCAUGCUCUUAAACAUCUGUUCCGCAUCUGCAAUAGUGUCCCUGCUCAAUGGUAGCCUUGCCAAUCUAACAUCUCUUGAACCAAAUUGGUUAUUCUUACCUCCUUUUGGGAGUACUGUGUAAACUGUCUCCAUGCCAGCAUGGAUAUGGUCAGUCACAUGACAGUGCAGUAACCAGGUCCCAGGAUACUUUGGCAACAUUUCCACAGUUUGAAAUGUCCCCGGAAAAAGAUCAAAGACAUCUGCCCGGAAAGUUCUUGUGAGCUUUUAGAGUGAGAGAGAAAUCCCAUUCUUCAUCAGUGUUAAUUUAAGGACUCCAUAAAUGUAUAUGAAUUAAUUGGAUAAAAUCAAAAUAAGUUUAGAAUAUUUCUAUACACUUUUAAAGUGUUUGUAGUAAAGAAUUAAGUGUCUGUGAUUUAAUUUGUAAAAAAUGCACACAGACUUCUGUAGCUGUUUGAUGUCACUAACAUUUUAUAUGCAACCACAUGUAUGUCAAAAGAAAACUUGGUGGCUUACCUACCACACAGCACCGACAGUGAGAGAUCCCAUCCUUGUUGCAGGGGAGUGACAGCAGGAGAGAGGGCAUGCCCUCAGCUGUUGCCUGUGGGCUUCCCAGAGGCAUCCGGUGGGCUACUGUGUGAAGCAGGAUGCUGGGCUAGACAGGCCUUGGGCCUGAUCCAGCAGGGCUGUUCUUAUGCUGCUUUGUAGCUUUAAAACACAUGCCCAUGCUGCUUGCUGAGGUAGUGUUCCGUUCCCUUGGAGCACUGCAUGAGCACACAGUGUAGCAGUGAGGAUGUGUUUUAAAGUCAUGCAGCAGUGACCACAGGAUCUCUCAAGUAUGUAGUAUGUAAGCCAUUAUUUCUAUCUUUUGACAUGAGGAAUAUUAGUCAAAGUAGACCCAUUGAAAUUAAGGAUUAAGUUGGGAAAUGCCUAACUUUUUAAUUUCAAUAGGACUACUUUGGCUAUAUUCCAUAUGUCGACCAUUUUAUUUAACAGAUUUGGCAAGUAUAAGGCCAUAACCUUUCUUCCCCUUCCCAGGGGCGUAACUAUAAUAGGGCAAGGGGAGACAGUUGUCUGGGGGCCCACUGCCUUGGGAGGCCUCCCCCGAGGCAAGUCACAUGACUGACUCCCCCAACCACGCACCCGCCCGGGCUUCCUUCAGUUAUAUUCAUCCUCCGAAACUGAUGUGAGUGUUAAGACCUGGAGCUACCAGAACAGCAUGUCUUUCUUUAGUACCAUUCAAUGACUUGCAUCGUCCACAAUUUACAAAACCUUUAAAAAAAAAAAUUAGGAUGAUGUUCUACUGUGGCACAUAGGGGUGUGUGUGUAUAGAUAUAGAUAUGGGGUGUGUGUGUGUGUGUGUGUGUGUGUGUGUGUAUAUAUAUGUAUAUACAUUUACUAUGCUUUUUGUUACCACUAUUCAGCCUCAUUUAAGAUUUCUUUACUUCAUGAGCUGAGCUUGGGGGGGGGGGGGGCAUUUUAAAAUCUUGUCUCUGGGCCCACUCCAACCUUGCUACACCCCUGGCAUUGAGCUAGAAGGACCACUGGUUUCACUCAGCGGCUGUCAUACUCAAGGGUAUAGCAGCCUAGUAACACUGCAUGCACACAAAUUGUGCAAGUAACUCAAAUGCAAAAUGUGUGCAAAUGUUACAAAAGAAGAAGCCCUAUUUGCAAUGAGCUUAUUUUCAUGUAAUGUCAUUUGUGCAACUUGCAUGCAUUACUAGGCCGAUGUACCAUUCAUUGCACAGUACAUCAGCCAGUACUGGGACAGCAUCAUACAUUUUCAGUGGUCUUAGGGAUCAACAGCAAUAUCCAAAAUGUCCCCCUCUCCUCCAUCACUAGUUUUAAACUGAAAAAAGCAGAACACAAAUCAUGUUUUUUACCUUGUAAUCAAAGCUGUGGCCGUGGAAGUGUGCUGUAUGCAAAUCAACUUCAUUCCCCAUUCCUGUCAGGUACCAGCUGACUUCAUCUCCAACAUGCAUAGUAAGACCGUGCAAGUUUCCAAACACCCUUCCAUUAAUGGCUAGUGAAUGAAAAAGUUUAUCAUGAGUGCUACAAAUGCUAACAAGUUUUUGUUGAAAUAAGUUAUAAAAUUAUUUGUUUCCAUACCUUGCUACAUCCCUAUAUUUAGUACCAGCUACCAACCUUGGGCAGGAUCCAGACUUCAGUUAAUUAUGACUAAAUAUUAUUGCAAUUAAACUAACUUACGUUCCAUUAAUUUCAAUUGGGCAUAGUCUGGGUCCUGCCCCUUGUCAAAGGCUCAGUGAAAAUAUCCCCAGCCAAAAUGCAAAGUGAAUUCAGCAGUUCACUGAACUGAACUAACAUCAAAGCAGCUUAAGCCAAUCACUAUGCCAGGACUGAUCAACUUCAGCCCUCCUGCAGAUGUUGGCCCACAACUCUCAUAAUCCGAGCUAUUGACCACUAUGGCUGGGCAUUAUUGGAGUUGUAGUCCAAAAACAGGUGGGGGGCUAAGGUUGAGCAGGCCUGCGCUGUACCUUUCCUUCUGAAUCAGUCUUACUUACUAAUCAUAUUUAUAUACUGCCUGAUAAGUGUCUCUCUAGGCGGUAUACACAAUUUAAAACAAAACAGUGUAAACACUAUUAAAACAAAUUAACAAUUAAAAAGUUAAACUUUAUUGCUAACUGAGCAAAGAUACACCUUUUAAAGUGGUAAUUCUCUUAUAUUUAGCAGGGAGGGAGCAACUGGCCAUAUCCAGCCUCAGCACAGCAUCCCUCCAGUAGCUGUUGCUGGUAUCUGCCUUACAUUUCUUUUUAGAUUGUGAGCCCUUUAGGGACAGGGAGCCAUCUUAAUUAUGUACUGGGUUUUUUUUAAUGUAAACUUCUUUGAGAAUGUUGGUUGAAGUGCAGUAUAUAAAUAUUCAUAGUAAUAUUCAUAACAGUAAAACAAUAUGGGAUAAAAACAAACAGUUUGGAAUUAAUUUCAGUUAAAAGUCUGAGAGAAAAGAUGUGCCUUGUGGGUCUUCCUAAAAGCCAUGAGUCUAUUGGUUAGGUUGAAUCAAGAAAGGAAAGACAUGAGAAAUGUGCCGCUAUAAUUAUUUAUAUAGCUUUAUAUGUAUUUAUAGAUUGGGGAAGCAAAAGUUAUAGGGAUCACCUCAAUCUCAAAGGAUAUUCUUUCACAGGAUGCAGCUUUCAAAUGUUUUAUGCAAACAGAUAUAUACUCUAACAAGCAUGCUAGUGCCCUGUGUAUCAGUUCUGUAUAAAAACAAAACAAACUGAGGCUACAGUCGUAUACACACUUACCUUUUGAACUCAGUGAGGCUUAUUUCUGCAUAAACGUGCACAAAAUUGCACUAUAAAAAAACUUUUUAACCAUGUACCAAACAGCUUUUAUUCACCCAGGAUAUUUAUUUUGUUAUUUCCUUUUUUGAAGUUGUGCCUGCUGAAGUUUGGUCAUUACAAGGCAUGAGGAUACCAGCCCUCAGUUGACAAGAGCUACACAACCCACUGGGACAUAUUUUGGGGUGACACAGAGGGUUUUCCCGGGGAAGGGGAGAUCAUCAGAAAUUGCCCCUUCGCUAGUGUGCCAGUGUAGCUCGUGGGGGAGUGGUGCUACACAGCACUUCUCACUGCACCACUGUGUUUUUGCUCUGUAUGCCUGUCGCUGUUCAUAAAGCAACCCAGGGCUCAAGUAAGAGGACGACAUAUAAUCCACUGUGCUUCCCCUGGGACUUGAGCAGCUAUUGGCAACACUGCUAUCUUGGUUAGAGAUGUGCAAACAAGUUUGAUGUCAAAUGUGUUCGGUUUGAACCGAACCCCGCUGGGGAUUCAUGAAUUUUUUUGUUUUGUAAUUUAAUUUUUUUUUUAAAUUCCUCUGGCCGGGGAGGUGUCCAAGGCAGUUGGCGGGGUGGGAUUCAUGGAGGUUUCCCCUCCCACCGCUAGCCUCCCUGAUGCCAUAAAUCGGCCGCUCUUCGGCCUUUGCCCCUUGGCACAGUGGCCAUUUUGGAGACCGCCAUGCCUACACAAUAGGCCUCUGCAAGAUUUAUGGCAUAAGGGAGGCUGGUAGGGGGACACCCCUCCCCCUCCUCAGACAAGUCCCCCAGAGGGGGUAUGUUUUUUUAAAAAUUAAAUUUUUAAAAAACCUUGUGAAACCCCCACACACCCCGACUGUACCCAGGGUGAGGGGGUGCCGGACUGAACUGGCCCGGUCCGGUUUGGACUUGAGCCAAACCGGACCAGCCAGUUCUGUGUACACCCCUAAUCUUAGUUGUUCCAUCUCCAAAAUGGUGCCAUAUAUGGGGCAAACACCUAUUGGGGAGGAAAGUAGAUAGUUCUGGGUAUCUAUGUAAUCUCUAUUGUAUUUCAGAGCAAAGUGCAACACUACCAGUUGAGCUGGUAAGAUGGUACAGUAUGAUCCAGAAGAGGGCAACAGCAUAGGGAGCAAAGCUGGUAGACCUUCGCAGCCAACUUCUGAGAGAGAUAGGGAACUUUUAUUCUUUAUUACAAUUGACUUUGUGUUCCUUUCCAGCAUCUGAUUCAUAAUUCUGGGUUGGGAAUAUUCCACUCACGUAUAAAACAUACCAUGCAUUUUAUUGCUUUCAAUAAACUCUUUAUUGUCUUUCUUCACA